UUCCGUUCUUUCCUUGUCAACCUCUCUCGCUUUUGGCGACCUAGCAGGCAUGUCAGACACCAAGGAAAAGAUCCCGGAUCCCGUUGGGGGCUCUCAGGAGCCCAUCGACGACGAGGAGAAGUUGACGAAGGAUGGUCUUGAGUCUACCGAGACCCUCGACGACGUCCAACAGCUGAAGAAGACGGAGGAACUCGAGGCCCGUCUUGCCAGCGGUGAGGCUACCGAAGACGAGUACAGGGUUGAGACGGCACACGACAUCGCUAUCAAGGUUCUGAGCACACGAGACGAUGUUGAUCUCCCUAUCCUCACAUUCCGCAUGUUCUUCCUCGGUCUUGGUUUCUCAGCCUUUGGAUCGGUUUUGGCGCAGCUAUACUACUUCAAGCCUCAGACACUUUCGGUUUCUCAAGGGUUCCUUCUGAUUGUUACAUACUUCGUCGGAAAACUAUGGGAAAAGGCCAUCCCCCAAAAGGGUAUCCUGAAAUGGAUUAACCCUGGGCCUUUCAACAUCAAGGAGCAUGCUGCGGUCAUCAUCAUGGCUUCUACCGCUAGCUCUUCAGCGACGGCUAUUCAAGUUAUCUCGGUUCAAGACUUGUACUAUAACAACAAAGUCAACCCUGGAAUCGCCAUCUUCACUCUCCUGGCAUCCCAACUGAUCGGUUAUGGCUUUGCUGGUCUUCUGCAAGAGGCUCUCGUCUAUCCGUCUAUUUGCUUCUGGCCUGCGAACAUUAUGUCCGCCAAUAUGUUCCAAGCCUUGCACUUCGACGGCGGUCUCAACAGCAAGCGCACCAAACUGUUCUGGGGUGUCUUUGCCGCCGUUUUCUGCUACGAGAUCAUCCCUCAAUGGAUGUUCCCUCUCAUGACUGGCUGGACGAUCUUCUGCCUGAUAGAUCACAAGCAUGCUGCUAUCCGCAACAUCUUUGGAGGGGCUAGCAACAACGAAGGCAUGGGGUUGUUCGCAGUAUGCCUGGAUUGGAACUUGAUUACCUCUACCAAUCUGUACCUCCCGCUCUGGACACAAAUCAACGAAGAUAUUGGUAUCUGCUUUACAUAUAUCCUUAUGUGUGCGGUCUACUACGGCAACGUCUGGCGUGGACAAACAUUCCCCUUCAUGUCCCAAGCCCUCUUUGAUUCUGACGGCAAUGAGUACAACCAGACUGCGAUUCUUACGGACGGCAAGUUCGACGCGGAGAAGUAUGCGGCAGUCGGCCCGGCAUGGUUCUCAUCCACGAACGCCCUCAGUCUCAUCACGCAGAACUUGGCCAUGGGUGCGACCACCAUGCAUGUAGCUUUAUUCUAUUGGAAAGAGAUCAAGCCGUUUAUCUUGUCGCUCAACCCAUGGAACAAGGAGGUAUUCAUCGUCCACGACGAACAUUACAUCAAGAUGCAACGCUAUAAGAAGGUCCCCCGUUGGUGGUUCCUUGCCCUCCUUCUUGUUGCGUAUGCAAUGGCGCAGGCAACCGAUUACACAGGACAUUCACACUUCUCGUGGUGGGCGUUGACUAUUAUUCUUAUCUUGUCAUUGGUCUUCACGGCGGUCUACUCGACAACAUCCGCUAUCUUGGGCUUCAAGGAGUUUGGUGGAGGUCUCAACGGUUUCUAUGAAAUGCUUGCAUCAUAUAUGGCUCCGGGAGACCCUGUCGCCAACAUGUACGCAGCGCUGUAUGGUGGGCAGCCUACUGUACAAGGCAUCCGACUUCUUCAGGAUUUGAAGCUUGGCCAGUACAUCAAAAUUCCGCCUCGCGUCAACUUCGUCGUCCAGAUCUUGGGGUGCAUCGUUGGUGCCAUCUUGAACUAUGUCAUGAUGCUGUCCAUCAUUGAUGCUCAACGUCCCGCUCUCCUGUCCAUCUCGGGUACCCGUCUUUGGUCCGGACAGAACGCGCAGAGCUACAACUCUAAUGCUAUCGCUUGGGGUGCCUUAGGCCGCCAAAUGUUCAGCGCUGGGUCUACUUACUGGAUGGUCCCCGCAGCUCUCGGUUUUGGUUGCUUGUUGCCUAUCCCCGGUUACAUUCUACAUCGCUUUUACCCAAAGAACACCUUUUUCGCCAACUUCAACACGGGUAUCGUCGUCCAGUACUCGUGUUAUCUCUCUGUUGGUGUCAACACCCAGGUCAAUACCUCGAUGGCCAUUGGUUUGAUUUCGCAACUUUGGCUCCGUAAGAAGUACCCAAGGUGGUUCACCAAGUACAACUAUAUCGUCGCUGGUGCCCUUGAUGGUGGAACUCAAGUUAUUAGUUUCAUCCUCAACUUGGCCGUGUUUGGUGCCGUUGGGGACGCGCAUUCCUUCCCGGAAUGGUGGGGUAACGAUCUCAAGUAUGGCGCGGAUAGAUGCCUGGCUCCCGCAUAAGUCUUGAGGUGCAGUCAGGUACAAUAUGUAGCGCGGUUGUAAUACAGUCAUUCUUCAUCGGGAUUGUUACACUAGUUUCGUCAUGUUAUUUUGAUCGUGCAUACCUUUUGUCUAAAGACAUUCGUGGUCGUCAUCUCUGUUACCACUGAAAAAAGCUUCGUCUUCUUCGAAGUAGUAUGUUGAGAUCAAAGAGUCGU
Molecule: messenger RNA, 2541 nt
Organism: Stereum hirsutum FP-91666 SS1
Lineage: Eukaryota; Fungi; Basidiomycota; Agaricomycetes; Russulales; Stereaceae
Product: OPT oligopeptide transporter
Exons: 37
Coding region: 50-2344 (764 amino acids)
Biological process (GO): transmembrane transport
Molecular function (GO): oligopeptide transmembrane transporter activity
Source: RefSeq, a predicted model, not a curated record